UUUGUAUAUAAGUUAUCCGAUCUGCGUGUUUCAAAGGGGGGUGUAUUCUUCUUUUUCUGUUCAUAUAUUUUCAUGUUGAUGGAUAUGCUAUACCUGCUGAAACCUCAGUAAAUACUAUAAAUCACACGGGACAGCUAUAUGGAUCGUCAUGUUCCAGAAUUGUUGUUCGGCUUUAUUAUUCACAGAUGACGGACAACCCUACGUCCCCAGGCUCCGUACCUUCUCAUUUCCCUACCCAUGAUGGGCCACGGGUUUGGGUUAUAUCAGCGGGAACCUCACCCAUCGGCAUCUCACUGGCUCGCCAGCUGCUUGCCCACGGGGAGAUCGUCGUCGCCGGUGUCCCUGAACCGAACCCUGAACGGGAAGAUCCUCGCAGCGCUGACUUUGAAGCCCUUCUGGGCGAACUCUCUGCCCAAGGUGUAGGAUGCAGGGAGCGUAUGAAGCCUGUGGUUAUUGACAUCAGAAUGAUGAAUGAAUGCCAAACUAUUGUGGCAGAGGCCAUUAACGCAUUUGGAAGAGUCGAUGUUUUGGUAUGCUGCACGAGCCAAGCAAUAAUUGGCACUGUCGAGGAACUUGCUUCAUCUGAACGGACUCGACUUCUAGUAAAGGACCAGUUCGAAACCAAUUACUUUGGCCCAGUAAAUCUAAUUAAGGCUGUUUUACCCCAAUUUCGGAAGCAGAAAAAUGGCCAUAUUCUCGUCGUUGGGGGCAUUACCGGCCAUAUAGGUACCCCUGGGUUAGGGGUUUACUGUGCAGCAGGUUGGGCUUUAGAGGGCUUCUGUGAUAGCCUCGCCUACGAAAUCGCCCCUUUCAACAUCCGCCUCACCAUCCUCCAAUGCAGCAUCGAAAUCGGCAUUCUCACAAACCUUAUCACCAGUGUCCCUCCCAUCCUCCCCGCUUACUCCCCCUCCACAAACUACGCCCCGUUAUUCCGCGGCAUUAUGAACGGCCUUCUCUCUCGCCUGCCAAAUCUCCAGGGAUCCUACAGCCAAUCGCCCGAGGCAGCGCCGGAGACGUAUCCUUCCGCCUCCCCAGUAUCCCCAUCCGCGUCAUCAACAGCCUCAACGAACACAAAGUCCUACACUAACAAUGGAACAAAUCCACGUCCUUACGCCAGCAGACAAACAGAAGACACCGACGCCGACCUUGACGAAGAGCCCAUCAGCUCAACCUGCAACGAACCCCUAUCCGCACCAACGGUAGUAUCUAUUUAUCCACCCCUGAGCCCCGCGCAUCUGGAUGUACUAAUUGCGGAAACCAUCCAUGCGAUCACGGCCAUUGGUGGACAUGAGAAUCCGCCUGCUAGGCAUAUUGUAGGGGCGGAGGGCAUUGCGGCCGUCAAGGAGAAGUUGAAGACGGUGACCGAGGAGCUCGAGGAUUUUAUUGAGUGUAGCAGCGCGGUGGAUAUUAAUGUUGAUCCAGAUGCUGGGAGUUUGAGUGCGAGUGGUGUAGGUGGAGGCGGAGGCGGAGGUGGGUAGGGGUCAAAUGCAGGUGCGGGGGAUGGGUGGUGAUUGGUAUUUCAUGAGUAUACUUACAUUUUCAUAUAUUUACGGGGUUAUUGAUGGGGUCCUGCUCGAUGUAUAUACCUACUUGUUUUAUGAAUACUUGGAGUCCACGAGAGGAAUUGUGGGGAGGAAGGUAUUGUGGUAUAUCAUUAAUUGAUCUCAAAUCCCCAUUAACCGGGAAGGACAGUUAAAUAACCCUAAUGAAGUUUCCCGGUGGCUAUUCUACAUCUAAGUGGCAAAAAUUUAUGAUUUGCGAUGCAAAGGUUUUGUUCUUCAAUCAUAAAGAACGCCAGCAUUGUCCAGUACAAAUAUCAGAUCCCGUGCCCACAUGAUACAUUGA
Molecule: messenger RNA, 1845 nt
Organism: Blastomyces dermatitidis ER-3
Lineage: Eukaryota; Fungi; Ascomycota; Eurotiomycetes; Onygenales; Ajellomycetaceae
Product: short chain dehydrogenase/reductase
Exons: 5
Coding region: 186-1478 (430 amino acids)
Source: RefSeq, a predicted model, not a curated record